AGUGGCCUUGUCGCUAUUUGGACUUUAAUCUGUGUGUGCGCGUAGUUGCUUAGAGGUUGAGCGAAGUUCCGCGACUGUUGCCGCUGAAUGCACAUAGUUUAAUCUUGAAACGUUUUAUGUUGCAAAGGAUAGCAACAUGGACGCGGUGAAGGCUUUCAACACUGAGAUGGCGUCCAUGCUGGACAUGAAGCCGCCCAUCUCCCGAGCGAAGAUGUUGUCCAUUACCAAAGCCGGGAUGAAAGCGAUAAAACUGUAUAAACACGUCGUACAAAUCAUUGAGAAGUUCAUCAAGAAGUGUAAUCCUGAGCUCAAGGUUCCCGGUCUGUACGUGGUGGAUUCGAUCAUCCGACAGUCCCGUCAUCAGUUCGGAGAAGACAAAGAUGUGUUCGGGCCGAGGUUCCUGAAGAACAUCAACGCCACCUUUCAGAGUCUUUACGAGUGUCCUCCUGAUGAUAAGGACAAGAUCCUGCGUGUGCUGAGUCUGUGGCAGAAGAACUCCGUGUUCGGUAUGGACGUCAUCCAGCCACUGGCGGACAUGUCCUCGUCUCCUGCAGCUCCUGUUCUGGAGAACGGUGGCGUGCUGCGAGGUUCUCCAGCCGGAGCCGAGUGUGUUCAACCCACACCAGAACUCCCCACAACUCCCGUACCUCAGAACCCAGCAGAUCAGCAGAACGACGUGACGCUCGCUGCCGUGACUCAGUUCCUGCAGUCCACUCAGGGCCUUGACCUCCAGCAGAUUCUGAGGACUCUCCAGCAGGGAGGCGCUACACAAGCCAGCUCGCCGAACACCGCUAGCAUGGGGAACUUGGCUAACGCCACUUCUGCUCAACAGAACAACUCGAUCUCCAAGUUGACGUCCAUGCAGGACCGAUUCGACUAUAAUGAGGAACCAGGCAUUGCAGAACCACAGAUGGUGGGAAUGUCUCCUGCAUCCUCCAUGAACGUUCCACAUUCGCAGCGAACUCAAGGCCACUUCCUCAGCCAGUUUUCCAACCAGGCGUUUCCCAACACUCAGAGUGAACACACUGUGACCACACCUGAUCAUACCAUCUCUCGGCUUAUUCUAGAAUCCCAAACGGUUGAAUCAGAUCAAGUCAGGAGAGAUGAGCGAGAGAGGAGACACAGCAUGAGGUCGAGGUCAAGGUCUCCCAGAAGGCGUUCGUCGUCUCGCACCCGCUCUCAGACGCGACAUUCGCGGCAUCGCCGCUCUCACUCUCGCGAGCGCCGGCGGACCCCCCCGAGGUUGGGCUCGGAGGACAGAAGGGAGAUGGAGAGAAGGAAUAAAGGACUCCCACCUAUAAGGAGAGAGACCCUCAGCGUGUGCAGUACGACACUGUGGCUCGGUCAGCUGGAUAAGAAGACGCAGCAGCAGGACGUCAGCAGUCUGAUGGAAGAGUUCGGCCAGAUCGAGUCGAUCAAUAUGAUCCGUCCCCGAGGCUGUGCCUACAUCAUUAUGGUCCACAGACAGGACGCCUACACGGCCCUGAGUAAACUCUGCCGUGGAAACAUGAAGAUCAACCACAAAUCCUUCAAGAUCGCAUGGGCGAUGAACAAAGGCGUCACAGGACGCUUCAAGAAGUACUGGAACAUGGAGCUGGGCGUCACCUACGUCCCCUGGGAGAAGCUGAAGGACACGGAGAUAUCAGCUUUGCGGGAAGGCGCAGUGCUCGACCAGGAAACACUGAAGCCAGAGUGGGCCUCGAUGCUCGGCGAGUUCGCGAAACCCGCGGCAGAGGGAUCCGAAAAGGAGCGCGAGGGCGGAGCUUCAGUCGCGUCCCAGGUGCCUGCUGUGAGCACAGAAACUGGCGUCCAGCGGCCAAACAUCCUGCCAGUUGAACCUGUGGAUCCUCCAUCGAAAACCCCAUCGAUGCUCCCCGUAGCUACAUGGAACCGUUCCCUCUGACUCGUCCCCCUCUUCAUCAGUGUCUGCUUCUGUUUCCCAACGUCCUGCGCCCACCAAAUCUGCUUCCUAACGUACCCAGAGCUCCCAUGUACCGGAUCCGGUUGCCCGUCCCCACUGAGGAUUUUCCGCGCCCGGGUCCGAUGGAAGCUGAGCACUGGAACAGCAGGCCUUUCAGGAAUGACCGGCAGGAAAACGGACCUCCCAGAGGACCACCCGAGCGCUUCGGCCCAGAGCCUCUGUUCAGGCCAAGCAGGUGGAACAGGGGAGGUCACUGGGGUCAGGGACAGUUCAGAAAUUGAUACUCCAAAAAAAAAAAUAAAAACAUUUAAUAAUAAAACUCAAAAUUUAUUCAAAUGAUUUACAAAAAUUUUUUUUUUAUUUUAAAAAGAGAUUUCCAACAAAAAUGAAGCAAAACAAGCUACAAAAUUUACUUAGAAAAUUACAACAUUGCUAGAAUUUUAUUUUUAAUAUAUUGUCUAUGGCCUUAAAUUAUAAUAAAACAAAUUCCUGAAAGAAAGAAAUACCCUCUAAAAAAAAAACCUACAAUCCAAAAUUGACAAAAAUUGAAUUUCAAAAAUCUCUUAACACACUGAAGUGAAGCCUUUGCAACUAAAACUAUAUCAGAAAUAUAAUCCAAUUUACUAAUUCCUUAAAAUUGACCCCAAACCUCUUAAAACCCCCAAAAUUGUAGCCUGAGCUUUUAGUUCUGAGCUCAGGACUGUUCCGUUGUUCUGAUGUUUGUCCUCGGUGCCCUCGCCCCAAAAAAGCCCUUGUUGCUACUGGAUAUAUUUUGUUCUAAAUGUUUACGUCGAGGUUCUGGUUCUCCAGUUUCGGAGGAUUUGUAUAUUUUGGAGUUCGGACUGUAAAAAGCCUCGGACGCUCUCUGUUUUAAUAAACGAUUUUUUUUUCUAUUCAA
Messenger RNA from Silurus meridionalis, 2819 nucleotides. It is a transcript of the gene scaf4b, whose product is annotated as SR-related CTD-associated factor 4b. The transcript has 18 exons. The record is from RefSeq and is a predicted model, not a curated record. The coding region runs from base 137 to 1903 and encodes 588 amino acids. Gene Ontology annotation, molecular function: RNA polymerase II C-terminal domain phosphoserine binding; RNA binding. Lineage: Eukaryota; Metazoa; Chordata; Actinopteri; Siluriformes; Siluridae. Gene Ontology annotation, cellular component: nucleus. Gene Ontology annotation, biological process: negative regulation of termination of RNA polymerase II transcription, poly(A)-coupled.